Messenger RNA from Trematomus bernacchii (emerald rockcod), 1203 nucleotides. RefSeq names its product LLP homolog, long-term synaptic facilitation factor (gene llph). The record is from RefSeq and is a predicted model, not a curated record. Gene Ontology annotation, biological process: dendrite extension. Gene Ontology annotation, cellular component: nucleolus. Lineage: Eukaryota; Metazoa; Chordata; Actinopteri; Perciformes; Nototheniidae. The transcript has 3 exons. Bases 307 to 681 code for a protein of 124 amino acids. Gene Ontology annotation, molecular function: RNA binding.
ACUUUUAGCUGCUAAGUUAGUACGUGGAUAGACCUGUUUGGACGUCUACUUUUGUACACAAUACUCUACUCAACAUUAGUUUACAAUCCAUCCAUACUUCUUCGACCUUCCUGUUUUCCUGGCAUCCUCAGCCAAUCACAUGUUCCGUUCUUCAGAUCGACAAAAGCAGCCAAUCAUGUUACUCUUUCUUCACAAACGCGUCAUCGUUUUUUCCUCCAAUUUGUAAACACGUGUGCGGAGCGCAGUGUGUCCCUGUCCGUCUACGGAGAAAAUUAAAGCACCUAAAGGACAUCUAUCGUCUUUAAAAUGGCAAAAAGCCUCAGGAGCAAAUGGAAGAGGAAGAUGCGUGCAGAGAAGAGGAAGAAGAACGCUCCCAAAGAGCUGGCACGCCUGAAACAAGCUCUGAGUAUGGAUAAGAAAGGAGACGCUGUCAUGGCCGACAUACAGGACAUCGUCACUGUGGUGCCAGCUGACAAGAUCAAGAAGCAGAUAGAUGUGGGGGAGAUGGAGGGGGAAGAUGGUAAGAUGGACAUGGACAGCAAGCGCAACAAGAUAACUCAACUGAAUGAAAAUGGACAGUACCCCGUGUGGAUGAAUCAAAGGCAGGCCAAAAAACUAAAAGGCAGACGCAUGGCAAAGAAAAACGGCCACAGCAAGAAGAAGAAGGGUCUCGCCUGGUAAAGCAGAGGAAACAAAAAAAACACUGCUUUGCCUUAAAAGACUUUUUACGCUGCAACACAGAAUAAUUUCAUGUAUUGUUUUAUACAUGUAACUGUGGAAUUUCCCAUUCUGUUAAGUGGAUUACAAGAUUCAUGGUUGUGAAACGGAGACUGUUAUUAAGUAAUUCCCUGCAGGAAAAUGUUUGUUCUUAUGGAACAGCAGCUUCAUCUUAGGACACGUUUAGAGAAACUAGAACCAGUCCAAAAUAUGUCUGAUUGUCAUUACUACAAUUAAAGUCUUCAAACCCGGCUACAGUAAACGUCAUGUUUUAGGUUUGAGCGAUACUUGGGUCAUAUGUUGUGUCAUUCCGCAUAUCCCCCUCAUUUAGUUGGAGCUCUCUACUGUCAGAUUCUUUAAACCGAUUUGUAUACAUUUUCAAUAUUGCUGCGUAUUCUAUAAUACAAUUGUAUGCAAAAUAAUAAUGAAUGAUUGCUUCCCACUUGUAAAACAGACUUUAAUUAAAGGUUUUUCUUCAUUUUUCAA